This is a messenger RNA of Striga hermonthica, 428 nucleotides long. NCBI's taxonomy places the organism in Eukaryota, Viridiplantae, Streptophyta, Magnoliopsida, Lamiales, Orobanchaceae. The record is from the annotation of a GenBank genome assembly.
GAGUAUCGGUAUGCUCCAUGACCUUUCUCCAGAACUCUUUGGAGGAUAUCGCACUGAGUCAGCGUGGCACACCGGCGCUUGGACAUUUUGUUACCGCGUUGUCCAAACAUUUUGUUGUCGACCAGCAGAAUCCCAGGCUUGACUGGUCCAAGGACAAGUCAAAGAUGCGUUGCAUCAAUGAUCACGAGCUCAAGUCGUCCGACCUCAUCAAAAGCCGGACUACCCCUCAAGAGUAUACGAAGCGCAAGGCCUAUACGACCUGCUUCAGGAAGCUCCAGCAGCUCCAGCAGAGCGCGUCAAACCCGGACCAGGCAGGGCCGUCUCGACAACCGACGGGAGGCAACGAGCAUGACCAGAUGAACGUCGAUGAUGACCAUUUCCUCCCACCUCCAUCCGUGUGGACGCCGGCCCCGAACCCACAGCCGGAG